GUCCUACAGCCUGCUGAAGCAACACACACCUCUUUAGCAUGCACUGGUCUACGGUGCUGUACAAUGCUGCUGAGCGAUUCGACGGCGGUGCUCGCAGCUUCCCUCUCGCCAGCGAAGCGAAUUUCAGCAGCAAGUAUAGGUAUGAACCGCCGAAUGAGGACUACAAGAAGCUCUUCUUCUGCCAAGCAACCAUCUCACGCUCGCAGCGUGAUCCAGAUGCUCGUCCGCACAGCGCAGGAUGGCUGAUCCCCACCCAUGACGAUGCCAGCGUCUGCAAGCCCGUCUUCAUUGCCCACUCCGUCUUGUCGGCGAUCUGGCUUCUGCGCGAGACGCUCGCCAACGACGUCCUGCCUAACGGUAUCUGGGACCGUCUGGUCUGCGCGGCCCAGUCGCUCGCAGAAGAUGGCACAGUGGAGCCGCCGUCUGCGCAGAAGCCGUCUGCCUCCCCUCUAACCCAACGCAAGAAACGACCAGCACCCUCUGCACCAGCGCUGUCGCCCAAGCGCGCUCGCGCAGAAGCGGUCGAGACGCCGGCAGCCAGCCCUCAGCCAUCCAAGCAACUCAGCGAACUGGAAGAGCAGCCAGGAGAGCAGCCCGGAGAGCGGCCAGUAGAGGAGCCGCGCACCACCACCACAGUCACGAACAACAACCGCCGCGCUGAGCGGGAACGCAUCAAGAAACACGAAGCUGCCCUGAUAGAGCGCAGCCUGGAUCUUGGCCUCGUCGCGCCAGACCAGCAAGCAGGCGACGAUGAACGUGGCGCCUACGCGUCCAUAUCCUCCAAGGACAAGGAGGUCAUAUCGUGGCUUUUCAAGCAGGAAGCCGUAAGCGGCAACAAGAAGAAGUUGAACUUCUACAACGCCGUCAAGACGCCUUACCUAAAGGCACGCGAGUUCGUGGCCAAGGCGCGCGCUCUUGGGAGCUCGUCGUCUCAAGAGCACGCUGCCCACUUCCUCCAGGUCUGGCGAAAGCGCGGAACGCUCUUCAGUGGCGGAGUGGCUGCGCGGUACAACGCCCCUUCUUCGCAGCUGCAGCGUUUGCGUGCAAUGUUGGUCAAUCCCUCACAGCAGAGCAGCGCAGAUCGAGCGUUCUGCUCCGCGUGGGAGCGGUGCAACGUCUACAACGAGGUGAUGAAGUCAGUGCACAUCGAGUACAGGUGGGCGCAGGCGCUCUUGGGCAAGGCGUUGGCCGACAAGCUAGCGCAGAUCGAACACAGCGACAAGCUCGUCAGCAGCGACAAGACAAAUCGAUUCGGCAAGGGCCUCCGCCGAACAGAGGCUAUAGACUCUCUCCUGCACUUGGUCAACUCCAACCCCAACCCUUCUAAGAAAGAGCAGGAUCUCUUUCGGGCGCGGCUCGCUAGAGCAUUCAAGUGGUACAGGGUGGCUGAAGGCCUGGGCUGGGGCGUGCUCUUGGUCAUGCCAGACGACGCCAUACCGAAGACUUGGAUCGAGCACGAGAUCCGCUCCUGGGGCGUCGACGUCUUCAUCGAGCUGGUCAGGAAGGAGCGUCCGGAUGUCUGUCUCGCAGCUAAGCAAUUCGAUGAAUGGUUGGGCCCAGAGGGCAUUGCGGGAGGCGAGAUCAAGGGGAAGAAAACGCUGAGCAUCGAGGUCAAGGCUCCAGAGACGACUUGCGAGGUGGAGGAGAUUAAGGACAGCGAAGACGACAGCGAGGAAGAAGAGGAAGAAGAGGAAGCAGACAGGCGCGUUGAGAUUGCGCAGUCGCAGGUUCGCUUCAAGAGCGCGCCAGCGGCGUCUCUGCGCCAGACAACACUGCCUGAGCUGUUUAAAGCUAUAUAGCAUGAGCGUUGGUGUAUUGUAUUGAGUUGUGGUUGCUAGCGCUUGUUGUAUGUUAUGGUAUAUAGUUAGUCUCUACGCGCGCGGGGGCGCCGCUCGCUUACAAGUGGGAAGGGGCCGGCCCCGCGAACCACCAACCUCACCUCCAACCCGCAACGUCAUCUACUUUUCCAUCCACGCAGUGGUCGUGCAGCGAUCCUGAAAAGUGCAAAAUGCGCGCAGGGUUCGGUUGCACCUCUUCGCCGGGUCGCAUCCAGCCGGCAGCGUGGCGCUGGGGUCUAAUUCUAUUGUUGAAGCAGUAAAUGAAUUAGGGUCGCCCCGCCCUACAAACCGAAGGGGCCGCACGGGCCGCAAACAAAUAAAUUAGGGUCUAAUUCGAAAAGCAUUGACUGUCAGGGCCCACCACCCACCCUUUAAUCUUAUAUGCUCUAAUUCUAUUUUCUAUACCUUUAUUACUUACU
Messenger RNA from Boeremia exigua, 2257 nucleotides. RefSeq lists its product as uncharacterized. Lineage: Eukaryota; Fungi; Ascomycota; Dothideomycetes; Pleosporales; Didymellaceae. The transcript has a single exon. The coding region runs from base 39 to 1799 and encodes 586 amino acids. The record is from RefSeq and is a predicted model, not a curated record.